AUGUUUUCCAUCAGAAACUUGGCCAGAGUGAAGGCUCCUUCUCGCUUUUUCUCUGUCUCCUCCAAAUUGAGAGCAGGUCAUGCUGAAGAGUCGGUCAAGCCUUUCCAUAAUGCCAUGGGAAGACCCGCACAGAAAUAUUCCGUUCCAGAAGGCCAAGUCCUCGGCAAAACCACCUUUACUGAGGCGAUGGACGAGGUAGACAUGGUCUGGGGCCGUGACGAUGACCCUAAGAAAGUGGAAAAGCAAAACACUAAGAUCAGACACUUUACCAUCAACUUUGGUCCACAGCAUCCAGCUGCCCACGGUGUCUUGAGAUUGAUUUUGGAGUUGCACGGUGAAGAGAUUGUCAGGUCUGACCCUCACGUUGGAUUGCUUCACCGUGGUACUGAAAAAUUGAUUGAAUCCAAGACCUACAUGCAAGCGUUGCCCUACUUUGACAGAUUGGACUAUGUUUCGAUGAUGACGAACGAGUUGGUCUUUGCCUUAGCUGUGGAGAAAUUGUUGAACGUUGAGGUGCCUUUGCGUGCUAAGUACAUCCGUACAAUGUUUGGUGAGAUCACCCGUAUCUUGAACCACUGUAUGUCUGUCUUGUCGCACAUUAUGGAUGUUGGUGGAUUGACGCCUUUCUUGUGGGGUUUUGAAGAGAGAGAAAAGUUGAUGGAGUUUUAUGAACGUGUCUCUGGUGCCAGAUUGCACACGGCUUACGUCCGUCCUGGUGGAGUGUCGCAAGAUUUACCUGCUGGUCUUUUGGAUGACAUUUACAUGUGGGCCACACAGUUCGGUGACAGAAUCGAUGAAACGGAAGAGUUGGUCACCGAUAACCGUAUUUGGAAAAAUAGAACGCAGGACGUGGGUGUGGUUACUGCUGAAGAUGCAUUGAACUAUUCUAUGUCUGGUGUGAUGCUCAGAGGUUCUGGUGUGCCUUAUGACAUUAGAAAGGCCCAACCAUACGAUGCUUACGAGUUGGUGGACUUCGACGUUGCUGUCGGCUUGAACGGUGACUGUUACGAUCGUUAUUUGGUGAGAAUGGUGGAGUUCAGACAAUCAUUGCGUAUUAUCGAACAAUGCAUCAACGACAUGCCUGAGGGCCCAGUUAAGGUUGAGGAUUACAAGAUUUCCCCACCUCCAAGACUGCUUAUGAAGGAAGAUAUGGAGGCGUUGAUUCACCACUUUUUGUUGUUCACUAAGGGCUAUGCUGUUCCGCAGGGUGAAACGUACACAGUCAUUGAAGCCCCUAAGGGUGAGAUGGGUGUCUACGUUGUAUCGGACGGCUCGGAAAGACCAUACAGAUGCAAGAUCAGAGCACCAGGAUUUGCUCACUUGGGUGCUUUUGACCAUGUGGCUAGAGGCAACUUGUUGGCCGAUGCCGUGGCCAUCAUUGGUACCAUGGACUUGGUGUUUGGCGAGGUUGAUCGUUAG
Clavispora lusitaniae ATCC 42720 is the source of this 1419-nucleotide messenger RNA. It is a transcript of the gene NUC2, whose product is annotated as Nuc2p. Gene Ontology annotation, molecular function: NAD binding; quinone binding; oxidoreductase activity, acting on NAD(P)H. The record is from RefSeq and is a predicted model, not a curated record. Gene Ontology annotation, biological process: mitochondrial electron transport, NADH to ubiquinone. Lineage: Eukaryota; Fungi; Ascomycota; Pichiomycetes; Serinales; Metschnikowiaceae.